CCAUGGCAGGCCGCACACAGCGACGCCGCUGCGCGCCAAAAGACAGGUACCUGCGCCUUCCCCGCCCACCUCUCCCGACCACUCAGACCGCACCUUCGACGGAAUCACGACCUCGCCCUCCUCUCACAACACGCCCUCCGCAAGACCUCGAGCAGCCAUUGGGUGUCGCGCGUCCCUUUCUGCACUGUCCCGCGACCUAGGAACAAGUAUUGCCAUCCAGACACGCCUCGGACUGCCGCAGACCCUGUCCGCCGCGUAACACUUGCGCGACCACGCCCAAGCCAUGGACCAAGUCAACCUCCAGGGCCACGGCCAGCAGAAGAUGCGACAGCAGCCCCAGCAAGCUGCGCCGCGCAAAUACGAUGGCCAGCAGGGCAACCCCCUCUAUGAUCCCACCAACGGUGGCCACUAUGGCGCAUCUGCAGCAAUUGCCGCACAGAACCACGCGCCCGAUCCACAGCUGUUCACCGGUUCGUGGCAGAAUGUCAACCAAGGACUCACCGGUAACUACCGCGACAUCCUCAAUACAUACUGGCAGCAGCAGGUCACGAAGCUCGAGACCGACGAACAUGACUACAAGCUACACCAGCUCCCGCUCGCCCGCAUCAAGAAGGUCAUGAAGGCCGACCCAGAGGUCAAGAUGAUCUCAGCCGAAGCUCCAAUCCUCUUCGCCAAGGGUUGCGACAUCUUCAUCACCGAGCUCACAAUGCGCGCAUGGAUUCAUGCCGAGGAGAACAAGCGUCGCACUCUCCAGCGCUCCGACAUCGCCUCGGCUUUGUCAAAGUCGGACAUGUUCGACUUCCUCAUCGACAUUGUUCCUCGCGAGGAGGCUCACCCCCACAAGAGGAGUGCAGGCCAGAACGCAGCUGUACAGUCGUCAGCAGCCGUAGUCCCUCCCGGGGCUAUGCCCCAGCCGGUACAUGCUCAGCAUUCCAUGCCACCUCCCGACUAUGGCCUGCAGGAGCAUCUUGGACAGCAGCAGGACUACCAGCAACCGCCCAUGUACCCAGGUCCGAUGCAAGGCGAUCCCCGCGCCUACGCACAGCAGCCCAUGUUCGACCCCAGCGUCUACACUCAAUACCAGGUGGGCGGUCAGCAGCCGCAAAUGUACGCAGUUGGUGGUCAGCGUGGGCCUGAUCCGAAUGCCGCCGAUCCCCAGGGUUACGGUCGCUAUGGAGAGGCUGACCCCGACGACGCUGAAGGCGAGAGGGUCGACCCUGAGAAUUAGAAACGAUCAUAUACCUAUCACAUGCUUGAGUUGGAGAACGCCGGCUUUGGGGGAUUAAUCCCACGUUAACCUAAGGAAAAACUGAACACCCUGGAGCCUACACCGACGUUGGGUCACCCACUUUACACGUUUUCAUCUUGAUGUAGUCUCCAGACCUGUUCCCUUUUUUUCUUGUAUGAGGUGAUCCCAUCAA
Alternaria rosae is the source of this 1421-nucleotide messenger RNA. RefSeq names its product nuclear transcription factor Y subunit C-3. The record is from RefSeq and is a predicted model, not a curated record. Gene Ontology annotation, cellular component: CCAAT-binding factor complex; nucleus. NCBI's taxonomy places the organism in Eukaryota, Fungi, Ascomycota, Dothideomycetes, Pleosporales, Pleosporaceae. Gene Ontology annotation, biological process: regulation of DNA-templated transcription. Gene Ontology annotation, molecular function: DNA binding; protein heterodimerization activity; DNA-binding transcription activator activity, RNA polymerase II-specific. The transcript has 4 exons. The coding region runs from base 284 to 1228 and encodes 314 amino acids.